CCACAAAAACAAGGCACUGUGUACGGAACCGACCGUACAUGUUUGCCGCGUCAGCGUUUACUUACUUUAUUGUAAUUCAACUCAGUACUCAUAUCACCACGCUAGCGUGCGAUCGCAUAUAUCAAUAUAUCAUUAUAAUAUAAUUACGACUGUGAAAGUUAAUAAAUCUAUCAAGAAUCAAGUUUGGUUUACAUCAAGACCCUAUCAACUAAAGACAGUGCGGAGCUAACAAGAGAACCGUACAUCUUUAUGGUCCUUCGAAAGCGACUUUUGGUGUCUUAGUGAGUUUUGUGUGGUAGCGAAUCGGUUCCGUCGGCUUCCCACCAGCGGGAUCCCCCGAUUGGAUUGAGAGUGCGCACAUAUCACGCGGAACGCAUUGAGCACUGAAUUUCAUGAACCCAGCAAGCUAAGGAAUCAAGUCCUUCGUCGAAUUAUCAAGACAGCGUAAUCAAGCAGCGCAUAUACAUAUAUCAAUAAACAAUAAGGUACCUAUCAAGUUUAUCAAGGCGAAGAUUCAGAAGUAAGAAUUUUAUCGCAUAAUAUAUUCAUCAAGUAAAAUCAUGGACCAAGAAAUGGAAGCAGUACUGCAAAAUCAAGCCCAAUUACAAGAUGGAAUUGGAAAAAUUAUCAUAAAUUUCAAGAAGGAUAAACAAGAUCGCAAAACAGCAGACUAUAUCAAGAGACGCCUGGAGAAUUUAGAACUGUAUUGGUCUGAUUACACAGCCAAUCAUACCAAACUGGUAAAAAGUUACCCCCUACAAGAAAUUGAUUACUUCCGCGGUGACUUUUACGGUGAAACAAAGAAACUCUACUUGCAUGCCAGGGAGCUGCUAGAACAGUCAAGUGUUACAGGAAACAAGCCUACGCCUGCGCCCGUCCAACCAAGUCAAGCAGAAUAUGGAGGACCAGGUCAGACAAGCACAAAAUAUUCUACUCAACCUGGAGCUAUAUCAAGUAAGUCUUCAGGCCAACCAUCAAGCCAACAAACAGUUGAGCUCAAGAGCUCUGGCAACAAGAGCAAGCUAGACGAAUUGCUGAAGAAGCAGCUCAGCAAUUUUAAAGCAUUUACAAGAUCAGUCUCGAACAUUUGUGUGGAAACCAUGAAUGAAAAAUGGGAAUUCGAAGACUCCCUCAAAACUCUGCAAACACGCUGGAUGGCAAUAGACGCCCUUCACUGGGAGUUAGACAGCGAACUUGAAGGAUCCAACCAGCAGUAUGAAGCCAAGUUCACAGAACAUGAAAAUACAUAUAUACAGAUCAAGAAGACCAUUAACAGCAAGCUAUGGUCAGUGGCCCACAGGGAGAAAAGCACUCCACAACUCGACAUUCCUAUAUUUAAUGGUACGUUUCAACAGUGGAUACCAUUUAAAGAUUUAUUUACUGAGGCUAUUCACAACAACCCAGGUUUAUCAAAUGCCCAAAAACUUCAAUUUCUGAAGAGCAAACUUAAAGGAGAAGCUGAACGCAUGAUCCAACAUCUCCAAAUUAGCUCAGAAAAUUAUCUUACAAGUUGGGAAAUAUUAAAUCACAGAUACAACAACAAGAAAAUAAUUUUCACCACCCACAUGAACACCAUGAUGAAUAUCCCGGUCAUGCAGCAAGCCACGUCAAGCCACAUUAAACGAAUACAUGACGUCACCACCGAGUGUCUAAACGCUAUCAAGAACCUUGGAGUGAACAUUGAUACAUGGGACCCUAUUCUCGUUCACCUUCUAGUGCAGAAGUUAGAUUCCGAAACGCACAGCGACUACCUAGAAUCCCUGAGCGACCCCCGAGAACUACCAUCUAUCGGUGAUUUUCUCAGUUUCAUGGAGAACAAGUUCACCACCAUGGAGUCUGCUCGUCGAAAACAAGAACAGCAGAGGCCAAGUACAAGUGCGGCCGCACCAAACAGAUACGAAAAACCGCCAAACAAUUUUAAGCGCUAUUAUUCAAGCAACAAGGCUACUGCGCAAUCAUCAAGUUCAAACAUAUUCAAGUUGAAAUGUGUCGUCUGUAACAGCCCGGAACAUGGAAUUUAUUUUUGCAAGGAAUUCUUAGAAUUUACACCGACACAAAAACGCCAGUUCGUAACAAGAAACAAUUUAUGUUGCAAUUGCCUAUUCAAUCACCACGGAAAACCUUGCACUUCAACAAAGAGAUGCCGCGAUUGCAACGGAUAUCAUAAUACAAUAUUACAUGCCGCAUAUUCGAAGAAUAACAAUAUGACACCAAAUGACUCGUCAACAACACACGCUCAAAACAAGGAACGAAGCGGCGCCUCUCAUGUGGCGCAACAGCAAACUACCCCAGAGGUUCUCCUUACUACCGCCCUUAUCAAGGUGCAAGGGUUGAAUGGUCAAUACCACACUAUACGGGCCCUUAUAGACCAGGGUUCACAAGUAUCGCUUAUCACGGAAAGAGCAGCGCAACUACUUGGUCUGAAACGCCGCAAGUGUAAGGGUGUGAUAACAGGAGUUGGCACCAAGGACAACACCUGCACUGGAAUGAUAACAAUCAGCUGUAGCUCAUUAACGGAGAAUUUCACGUUUGACACCGACGUUUAUAUCAUGAAAAGUUUAACAAGAAACCUACCGAACCAUUCAUUUGAAAAACCAUCAUGGGAAUUUUCACAAGAGAUGAAAUUGGCCGAUCCUGAUUACAAUUUAAGCAAGCCGAUUGAUAUUUUACUCGGCGCCGAAGUCUAUUCAAACAUAAUACAAGAAGGUAUUUAUAAAGUCGGUAACAUGACGCCCGUUGCACAACAAACAAGGCUCGGCUGGAUAUUAUGUGGGAAGGUGCAAUUUCUGCAAUGCAAUGUCGUUCUAAAUAAUAUUGACGAUAUUCAAUCAUUUUGGCAAAUUGAAGAUAUCUCAGAGAACUCUUCAUAUUCGGCGGAAGAGAUUAAAUGCGUCGAAUUAUACAAGUCAACAACAACAAGGUUGGAAGACGGAAAAUAUCAAGUUAGAUUACCCCUAAAAUCAAACAUACAUCAGUUGGGUCAGUCAAAAAACAAGGCUGUAGCUCAAUUUCUCCAAAUGGAAAGAAAAUUCAACAAGGAUAAAUACAUAGAAAAGGAAUACAAGGCAUUCAUGCACCAAUAUCAAGAUUUGGGUCAUAUGAAACCAUGCACUUCCGGUAACCAUACGAUGAAGCCAGACUACUACUUACCCCACCACUGUGUGGUACGCGAAGAGUCCACCACUUCUGCAGUCCGUGUGGUCUUCAAUGCAUCUGGAACCACCUCAACCGGAAUAAGUCUGAAUGACUGUAUGUACGCGGGCCCUAACUUACAAAAAGACCUCUUGUCACUUAUAUUGGGGUGGAGACUGUACAAGGUGGCCUUCACUGCUGAUAUAGAGAAAAUGUUUAGGCAGAUAUGGGUCCACGAGGAAGAUCAAGUUUUGCAAAAGAUUAUCUGGAGAGACAGCCCCCAUGAAUCAUUGCGAGAGUACCAACUCCGAACCAUUAGUUACGGGAUGAAGGCUGCCAGCUACCUCGCGAUGAUGACCCUCCAGCAGCUGGCUGAAGAUGAGCGACAGAACUACCCAGAAGCAGCAAGAGUUGUCGAAAACUAUUUCUACAUGGACGACUUACUCUACGGUACGCAUUCAUCAGAAACCGCCUUACAAUUGAAACACGAUCUUAUCAAGCUCAUGAAAUCAGGAGGUCUCAAUCUAAGAAAGUGGAACUCCAAUUAUCAAGAAUUACAAGACCAACAAGAUCAGAAUACCUACGCAUUCAAACAAGCUGAGACAACAAAAACACUCGGUCUCAUAUGGGAUCCUAACGAAGACGUUUUCACAUUCAAAUCGAAAAUACCCGAAUCUGAACAAAAACGAACCACUAAGAGAAGCCUCUUGUCCGAUAUAUCAAGAUUAUUUGACCCGUUAGGGUGGUUGACCCCACUAUCAACUAAGUUGAAACUUUUAUUUCAACGUGUGUGGCAAACGAAAUGCAACUGGGAUGACAAGCUUCCCGAUGACAUAUGUUUGGAGUGGGAAAACAUUAAGGGCGACAUAUCAAACAUAAAUAAAAUAAAAAUACCAAGAUGGUUAAACACUGACGACACAUGUAAGAUCGAAUUACACGGCUUCUGUGACUCGUCGCAGAAAGCAUAUGCCUGCGCUAUUUAUAGCAAGAUUGAAAAUCAAGAUGAAAACAGGCCUAUAUUGGUGGUCGGAAAAUCAAGACUAGUACCUACCAACAAAGAAGUGUCCCUGCCAAGACUGGAGCUAAGUGGAGCCCUACUUCUCUCCAAGCUCAUGAAUAAACUUUUACAAGUGCUAUCAACAAACCCAGACAUCAAGGUUGAGGUUUACGGCUGGGCCGACUCCACGGCUGUAUUGGGAUGGCUACAAGGAAGUCCCGAUCGAUGGAAACCCUUCGUCUCGACGAGAGUGAGAAAUAUCACGGAAAUAAUGCCACCAAGCUGCUGGCGCUACGUGAAGUCAUCGGAAAAUCCCGCUGACUGCGCAAGUCGGGGUCUCACAGCGACUAAAUUGGCCGAGCAUCCCCUGUGGUUCCAAGGACCAGCAUGGCUGUCAAAGUAUGAUAAAAAUAAACAAGAAAAACAAGAAUUGUACACGACUAAAGAGGAAGAAAAACAAGUCUCGGUCGUCACUCAAGGUCAAAGCACCACUCAGUGCACCCUAAUAAGUGAGCUAUUAAACAAGUAUAGUUCAUUUACAAAAGUUGUGCGUGUACUGUCUCGCAUACGAAGAGUGUUAUCACGAGAAAAGCCUAAGGAAGAAUGGCUGACGCUAUUAGAAAUACGUGAAGCAAAGAAAAUGAUCAUAAAACAUGUUCAAGGUCAAGAAUUUGAAGACGAAAUCAAGGGUCUGAAACAAGGAAAGGGCAUAUCACCAAAAAGCAAGAUCCUAAGUCUAAACCCAUUUUUAGACAAGGAUGAGAUAUUAAGAGUCGGCGGCAGGCUGAGGAACGCCCAUAUAAGCCCCGAAAUGAUAAAUCCAAUACUAAUACCUAAAGAUCACAGGCUUACCGACUUAAUUAUAAACAACGCGCACGAGCUCACUUAUCACGGCGGGGCUCGAGUUACACUUGCAUUCACACGCCAACGGUACUGGAUACCUAGCGGAAACAGGACGACGAAAAAGUACAUACAAAAAUGUGUAUCAUGUAAAAAGCACAAUCCUAACAGGCUGCAACAAAUUAUGGGAGAUUUACCUGAAGCCAGGGUGAACCCUUCCAGGCCCUUCCAACACACAGGAGUUGACUUUACGGGUCACAUCAUGAUGAAAGCCAACAAGGGCCGUGGAAUGAAAACCACAAAGGGUUACGUGGCUGUUUUUGUGUGCAUGAUAACAAAGGCUGUCCACCUGGAGCUGGUGGGUGACAUGACAACUUCAUCAUUCAUAGCCAGUCUUCGCAGAAUGUCCUCAAAGAGAGGAGCCCCCACUGACCUGUACUGCGACUGCGGUUUAAACUUCGUCGGAGCCAGUCGCAUACUUCAAGAAGAGUACCAAGAACUCAAACAGAUGCUCAAUCAAGAGUGCGUAGAUGCAAUCACUGAUAUGGAGAUCAAGUUCCACUUCAACGCACCAUCAUGGCCUUCAGCAGGAGGACUGUGGGAAAGUGCUGUCAAGAGUUUCAAGUUCCAUCUAAAACGCGUCAUCGGGGAGCAACGACUCACCUACGAGGAACUCGCGACAAUAAUAGCUCAGAUCGAAGCAUGUCUGAACACAAGACCCCUCUGUCCCCUAUCAGAGGACCCCGAAGACUUUGAUUACCUGACACCGUCCCACUUCCUCUCGAGCGGCCCAGUGUUGACAAUCAUAGAAACUGAAAAGGACCUUAGAACCCGCUGGCAUCUAACCCAAAAAAUAUACCAAGAUAUUUGGAAGCGGUGGCGUUCUGAGUAUUUAACACAAUUAACAGCAAGGUCUAAGAAUAGACAACCUAAAGGCAAUAUCAAGAUUGAUGACGUGGUCCUUAUUCACGAUGAUAACCUGCUCCCAGGCAAGUGGAUCAUGGGCAGAGUGAUAGAGCUACACCCUGGAAAGGACGGCUACGUUCGCGUGGUUACCUUGAAAACCAAGAGUGGGUACCUCAAGCGGCCAGUCAUUAAGCUCUCUGUACUUACCGAACACGAUGACGUCACAUACCCCAACCAAAGUCAAGAGCAAAAUCACACAGUAAAUGUGAAUCAAGAAAAAGAAAGAAACGAAAAGAAGAAGCCCCCAACAAGAAAUUCCACAAGCCCGAGGUCAUUCUUCACUACAAUGAUAGCCACAUUUCUGCUAUUUAUGACAGUCGUAUCAAGUGUUCAAAGCAGCUACGUAAACGUCACGCAGUUCAGAGAUAACCAGAGCCUUUACUUUGACAAAAUCUCCGACAUGUCCCUUAUCAAAGAUGAAUGGAAGCUCAUUGUGUACUAUGAAAUGGAACCGUAUUGGCAAGGCAACAGGGCAUUAAAUAACUACAUUAACAAAUUGGAUACGGCGUGUAUAACACUGCGAGAUCAAGCUCACUGUGAUUCAAUACUUAUCCAGUUACACCACGGGUUCGCCGAACUAGAGCACUAUAAUCAAGUCCUAAUGAGUCAUCAAUUCGGCCAGCAAGCGGCUAGAAAGAGCGCCAGACAGCGCGGCACGCGCGGGAUCGUAAACGGGGUCGGAUAUCUCGCUAACACCUUAUUCGGCGUAUUAGACGAGAGAUUCGCCGAGCAGUAUCAGAAAGAUAUAAGCUUACUACAAACUAAUCAGCAACACAUAGUUAACUUAUGGAGAAAUCAAACAUCUAUAGUCGAAUCUGAAAAUAACCUUCUAAAACGCACAGAAAGCAUAAUGAACAAGCAGUACAAAAUCAUGAAUCAACACAUGUCAACAUUAGAAAAAACAAUACACUCCAUGAAAAAUAUAGUUCAAACCAAUCAAGACAGUAAUGACUUUGCAAUUGGAGCUAUUUUAGCAAGUAACGUACUCCAGAACUUAAAAAACCUACAAACAACUUUACUAGAAACAGUAACAGAUAUAAAUCAAGGACGAUUCAACGUGCAUCUGUUGACACCAGAACAGCUGACAAGCGAAUUAAGCAUUAUAUCAAGCAAACUGCCUAAAGAUGUGUCACUACCGAUAGAUAAUAUACAUUCGGAUCUACGUCAACUCUACAGCCUUCUCAAAAUCAAGACAAGGAUGCUGCAAGAAGUCCUAAUUUUUGAGAUUACAAUACCACUUAUAAGCAGAGAAAGCUAUGAGAUAUUCAAGAUUGUUCCUAUACCUAAAAUACAACAUGAUGAAGUCAUAAGUGUCAUACCAAUAUCAGAUUUCAUUUCAAUGAACUUGAAGAGAGACACCUUUAUACCUAUGAGCGAACAUGACGUCAGAGGUUGUUAUGCACAGAAAAAUAAUUACUAUUGCCAUAGUCAGAAGCCAGAAUAUCAAAUGAAGAGCGACAAGAACUUAUGUGAGACGGAGAAUCAAGAAUGCAAGGCAAAUAUACAUAUAUGCAAGAACGAGUGGAGAGACACCCAUGCCAUCAACACAUACCUAUUUUUCUGUUGCACGACGUGCGCGAUAAGGUCAAUGUGCGAGUAUCAAGUAGCCGCGCAUCAGCUGACUGGAGCGGGCAUUAUACAUAUAGGUCAUGGCUGUAUUAUCAAAACAGAUGAGCUGACAAUUUCUCCUCACAAGACACAUGAAAGUGAGGUUCGAAUUUUGCCUCAAGUACACAGCCCUACAAUGUCGCCUAUCAAUAAUUUGAUCAAUAUAACUGUCCCACAUUUGCACAUAGCAAAUGAGUCACAACAAGAGUUGGAAAAGGAGGCAUCAGUUAUUGAGAACAAAAUUAAUGACUUGAAAAGUAAACAAGUACUGAUAUCAGACAGCGUGUCUAACCACGACAUCCACCACUACGCUAUGAUAUACUUACUCGUUGGCGCAGCUGGUAUGGUGGGACUCAUCUACAUGGCAAGACGAGUCCAAUGCGGGCGCAAGAGAGCUCCUACAACCAGAGCAGACGGAGAGGGUGCUCAGACAAGGAGCCCGGCGGCGGCGGCGGCGGCGGCGGCGGCUCGUCAGAGCAGGACGACCGUGGCGCGACAAGAGAGCGCUCACACAGUAUUCGAAAUGCUGGAGAGGCGACGGGAGAACAAGUCUACUAGCCCAGUGUUGAAAAAGUUUAAUGACUUCAUAAGUGAAAAUUCAGUUUAAUGAAAUACUUAAGUAGCAUGACUUUUAUUAAGAUUCAAGUUUUUAAGUCUUAACAUAAUUUGCUUAGGUUAUUUUAUCUUAUCAUUUCUGGCCGGGGAAGAUGUACGGAACCGACCGUACAUGUUUGCCGCGUCAGCGUUUACUUACUUUAUUGUAAUUCAACUCAGUACUCAUAUCACCACGCUAGCGUGCGAUCGCAUAUAUCAAUAUAUCAUUAUAAUAUAAUUACGACUGUGAAAGUUAAUAAAUCUAUCAAGAAUCAAGUUUGGUUUACAUCAAGACCCUAUCAACUAAAGACAGUGCGGAGCUAACAAGAGAACCGUACAUAGUGCAAUAACAUUACUAUUAUAAAUUAACUGAAACUUAGACUGUAAGUACUUCGACUUUUUCGAGUGAAAGUUUACAAUCCUUAUAGACUGUAAUAUUUGUUGGAUUAUUCAAUUGUGUUUGUAUGAAGUUGUGGUCGGAUUUUGUAUAGUUUUGACUAGCAGUUUGAUUAAAUGUAUUCAACGGAAGCACGUCAAAGUACAAAUCGAAUCCAACUAGGGCUACACGGAUCUACUGUCUCUUAUGGCGUACCAAUAGUUCAAACAGCUGGAACUCAGUUUUUUUUGCAAACCAAAUUCAAUUCGUAUGUUAAAUUGAAUAGCAUUUGGAUUGCAUAAAUAGAGGUGUAAGAGAUAGCGAUACGGUAGCUGACCACACCACUGGUGUGAAUUACAAAUAUGUUACUGCCAUAAAGUUAAGUAAGAUGCUUCCGUUGAAUAUUAUGGCUGUGGUUAAAAACGGAACAGAUACGUUUUCAAUUUGAAUGAUAUUAAUUUAAUUCUAUUGUUAUAACUCUGCACGUGUUGGCCACUAAUGGCAUAGAUCAUUCAUUGAUCACGGUUUGUGAAAGAUGAAAAGUUAUAUUUAACGUAUUUAUAAAUUUUACGUUGAACACAAGGAAAUGUGAGGUGAAUAAACUACUACUAACAUACCUAUUACAAUUUACACUUGUGAUUUAUAAAUAUAACUUAUGUACGAGUAUGUUAUGUCUGCAUCGGUAUAUCGUGGACAGAGCCUCACAAGUUUGUCCUGAAACGCGUGUGGCGUCCCACACGCGCUUCACACUUCUGACCCCAACUUCACAGUUUUACCUCAGUAUUUUAUUGUUUUCAAUGUUAAUCCUUUUUGAAUAUGUAUGUAAAUGUUAGUGUGAGUUGCCCGCAGCGCACCUUACUUCCUCGGGUUCGAUUGAGGAUAGUUAAAUAAAAAUAAAAACGAUUAAAAUAUUA
Messenger RNA from Plutella xylostella (diamondback moth), 9427 nucleotides. The record is from RefSeq and is a predicted model, not a curated record. NCBI's taxonomy places the organism in Eukaryota, Metazoa, Arthropoda, Insecta, Lepidoptera, Plutellidae.